AUGUGGUGGAUAUGGAGCCGGGACUUUAGGUACUGGGCCAGUCGAGGCAUACCUGGUCCCACACCUAUACCAAUAUUUGUACCACACCUGCACCUGGAGGUGAACUGGUACAGUAAAUAUGGCAAAAUGUACGGCUACUACCGGGGCCAUCGCCCGGUGCUCACGGUUGCCGAGCCCGAGCUCAUCAAAUCCAUACUAAUCCGCGACUUUAACUCGUUUACUGACCGUAACGUCGGUCAACCCAUAGACCCCACAAUGGCCUCCAAUAUAGGCCAGGCGUGUGGGGACGAGUGGCGCCGCCUGAGGCACAUAAUCAGUCCGGCCUUCACUACGGGACGUAUGAAACGCAUGUACCCGUCCAUCAGGCAAUGCAUACGCGACCUACAGACCCAUUUGGACGCCUGCGCUCAGGAUCGUAGACCAUUAAAUGUCAUGGAGAUGUUUGGCAAUUUCACCAUGGACGUGGUGGCUACCUGCGCUUACUUCAUAGGAAACGUCCCGAUAUUAUCGAUUAGCGAUUUGUCCUUGGUAAAACGAAUACUAAUUACCGAUUUCCAUGUGUUCAGCGAGCGAUCAACACGAAUAACAGUAACAUGCGCAUUCGUUAUGAAAGCCAUAUGGGGCAGGGUCCAAUACGACAAAUCUAGGAUACUAUUAAGCCCCGGACACACCGGGGCUAAGUUUCGUCAAAUAUACACCCACUUGUCGGCGAUGGUGGACAACGAGAGUGUGCCCUCUGAGUCGUCGUACGACAGCGCGUCUAUUGAUAAGCCGCGAUCGGUAGCGGUGGUAGACGUCGCCCGUCUAUUGCAAGCGUUUUCUUGCAACGUCUACCCCGCGUGCGGCCUAUCGAUCGACGUGCGACCGUACGACGAGCCCGAGAACAGGCUGUCCGCCCACUUGUGCCGAUUCCUGCAGAUCGAUAUCCGCAAAAAUUUGGUGUCCGUAGGGUUGCCCGAGUUCGCCACCAAUUGGCCGACAAUAGGCGACUAUCGCGUUAUGACUAAUCUUAUCGAUGUGUUCCGUAAAUAUAUACCUGAGCGGCGGCGGGGCGGCGUUUUGGGCGAGUCCGGAUAUAAAUGCUUUAUCUUUUCGGAAUUAGCCCUUUUGGACCCUGCUCCUUCUAUAGGUAUACCAGUUUAUACGAGCACCGAACUGUUGGCCAUGGCGUUUGCCUUUUCGACCGCUGGCAUUGCAGGCACCGCAUGUACCCUAACCGCCUGCAUCUUCGAGUUGAUCCUAAACCUACGAUGCGCAUACAUUGUGAUCCGGGCCACAUUAACAGUGACAAACAGUGACUAUUAUAACAUUAUGUGGCCCCAAAUGGCUCCAGUGUGCAGAGUAGUCCUAAACCCUGCGACUCAGCGCCGCCUAUACAGCGAAAUAGUGGGUCCCAAUAAUGACGGCUCGUACGAGGCGUGCGAGCGUUUGCCGUAUUUGGAUGCCGUCGUGUCGGAGACCCUGCGCCUACAUUCACCUAUUGUUCCAUUACUGCGAGCGAUACUGGCAUUACCAUACCAGAGGGUCAACACAUCGAGAUCCCGGUUCACGCCAUACACCAUUCAGGUGGAGUACUACAGCGAACCCUACAAAUUUAACCCGGACAGAUUUAUGCCCGAAAACGCCCCUACGCUCGUGCCGUACGCGUACCUACCGUUUGGGGCCGGGCGUCGUAGUUGUAUCGGCACGCGGUUCGGCCUAUUCGUGAUUAAGCGCGUAUUUGUGUCACCUGAUCGCACGCUACCGCUUCCAUAG
Molecule: messenger RNA, 1755 nt
Organism: Oppiella nova
Lineage: Eukaryota; Metazoa; Arthropoda; Arachnida; Sarcoptiformes; Oppiidae
Source: the annotation of a GenBank genome assembly